Molecule: messenger RNA, 4311 nt
Organism: Carcharodon carcharias (great white shark)
Lineage: Eukaryota; Metazoa; Chordata; Chondrichthyes; Lamniformes; Lamnidae
Gene: dagla
Product: diacylglycerol lipase, alpha
Exons: 23
Coding region: 628-3726 (1032 amino acids)
Biological process (GO): lipid metabolic process
Cellular component (GO): dendrite membrane; postsynaptic membrane
Source: RefSeq, a predicted model, not a curated record
CCACAAUCGCAGCAUUAAGUCUAUGCUCGGACCCGUAAACCGUACCUACGCGCAUUCCCGGGACACUAUCACGCGCAUUAUGCGCGCACCUGAUACGCGGACGCGCGCUCUCGCGCUCUCGCGAUGCUUUGCUGCUGCCGCUCCCCGGCACUGGGUGUCCACCGGAGCUGGAAGAUGGGGAUUUUGAUGUGGGAUUCCGUAGUCCCGGGGCCGAACAGCCUCUCUUUCCCAGGCUCAUCGUUGGAUAUAUAUAAUUUCCAGCAGGACACCAGUGUAUAUCAUCUGUAAGAUGUACCUGAUUGAUACCAUUUGGCAUUGGGUUGAGGGGAAGAAAAUGAAACUAAUUGUGAAGAUCAAAUCAAAAUCACUUUGAAGAUUGUGGAUAAACUGAGUUAAUUAACAAGACGGGUCUCUGUGUAUGCUCGAGCUCUCCUUACAAUUGGAAUUGGAAUUCUGAUUGGGCAGAGUAAUGCUGCUCUGUGUAUCCUUGAGGAGGUCAAAUGCUAAGAUCCUUUACUUAAACAACAAUCUCUUCAUCUGAUUCAAGAAAUUUCAAUUGACCCAGCAUCCACUGCCUUUUUGAAGAGAUUCAGGCAUUAAUGAAGAAAUUAGCUGGUGUUGGAGACCAUGCCAGGAAUUGUGAUAUUCAGGCGGCGCUGGUCAGUAGGAAGCGAUGACUUGGUGCUGCCGGGAAUCUUCCUCUUUCUUAUUCAUACUACCUGGUUUAUAGUGCUUGCUGUAGUUCUCUUUGGCCUAACUUACAGCCCUCAAGAGCCAUGCUCGCUCAACCUGGUUGAUCAUGGCAGAGGAUACUUGGGCAUUCUCAUUGCCUGUGUCAUAUCAGAGGCUGCAAUAAUCUGGCUGAGUAUGCGAGGAAGCAUCCUUUACACAGAGCCACGAGAUUCCAUGCAGUAUAUUCUGUACAUCCGUAUGGCAAUUGUGCUAAUAGAAUUUGCGUAUGCAAUCAUAGGAAUUGUCUGGUUAGUGCGGUACUACCACUCCUGUAAUGACACUACUGCAAAGAAUGUUACUUUGGGAAUUGUAGCCUGUAAUUGGGUUGUUAUUCUAAGCGUCUGCAUAACAGUAAUGUGCGUUUUCGACAGAACAGGCAGAACAUUUGUGAAACUUCGCGCAACCAAACGGCGUCAACGCAACCUCAGAACUUAUAAUUUACGCCAUCGCUUGGAGGAAGAGCAAGCUAGUAGCUGGAGCCGGAGAUUGAAAUUUUUUCUUUGUUGUACUCGUACACAGGACACACAGACUGAUGCCUAUUCUGAAGUUGCUUUUCUUUUUGCCGAGUUCUUCCGAGACUUGGACAUUGUGCCCUCUGACAUCAUAGCUGGCCUUGUAUUAUUGCGUCAGAGACAGAGAGCCAAGCGAUUUGCUGUCUUGGAUGAGGCAAAUAAUGACAUUUUGGCCUUUUUAUCAGGAAUUCCAGUCACUAGAAAUACAAAGUACCUCGACUUGAAGAAUGCUCAAGAAAUGCACAUGUAUAAGGAGGUGUGCUACUACAUGCACUUUGCACUGGCUGCCUAUGGCUGGCCCUUGUACUUGAUGCGAAACCCAACCUGUGGACUCUGCAAACUAGCCAGCUCCUGCUCAUGUUGCUGCUUUUGCCUCCCUCGGCCCAGGUAUGCUCCAAGUGUGACAGUUGAGGAAGACAACUGUUGCAACUGUAACGUCAUUGCCAUCAAACGUCACUUUCUGGAUGAAAAUUUUUAUUUAGUAGAUAUCGUAUAUACUUCGUGCCAUGAUGCGGUUUUCGAAACACCUUUCUACGUUGCUGUGGAUCAUACGAAAAAGAAGGUGGUGAUCAGUAUUCGGGGGACUCUUUCACCAAAGGAUGCCUUGACUGAUCUGACUGGAGAUGCUGAACGAUUGCCAGUAGAGGGUCAUCAUGGGACUUGGCUUGGCCACAAGGGCAUGGUUCUAUCUGCAGAAUACAUCAAAAAGAAAUUAGAACAGGAGAUGAUUCUCUCUCAAGCCUUUGGCCGAGACCUGGGAAGAGGGACCAAACAUUAUGGAUUAGUCGUGGUUGGACAUUCUUUAGGAGCUGGAACUGCAGCUAUUCUUUCUUUCCUGCUCAGACCCCAGUACCCCACCCUACAUUGUUAUGCAUACUCUCCACCUGGAGGACUUCUUAGCUGCGAUGCAAUGGAAUACUCAAAGGAGUUUGUGACAUCUGUCAUCUUAGGGAAGGAUCUGGUACCAAGACUUGGUCUGUCCCAGCUAGAAGUCUUUCGUAGACACCUACUUGAUGUGUUGCAGAAGAGCAAUAAACCUAAGUGGAGAAUUAUCAUGGGCGGUACUAAAUGUAUUCCUAAAUCUGAACUGCCGGACGAUGAAGAAGUGACUAACGUUCAGAGUAACAGGCAGUGGACCUACCCCAGUGACCUUACUAUUGCCCUUUCUGCUAGCGUCCCACUCUACCCACCAGGUCGGAUUAUUCACGUGAUACACAACCAUCCUGAGGAUAAGUGUUGCUGUGGACAGGACGAGUCGACUUACUAUGCUAUUUGGAGUGACAACAAGACAUUGGAUGAGGUCAUCAUCUCUGCUGCUAUGCUGAACGAGCACAUGCCUCAUGUUGUUAUGGAUGGACUACACAAGGUCUUACAGAAUUACAACAAGGGGAAGACAGCUUUACUAGGAGCAGCGAAGGUAAUGGUCAGCCCGACAGAGGUGGAUUUGAAUCCUGACAUGGUUGUUCAGCAGCAGCCUCAGCCAACAAAAUAUGAAGACCAAAGGAGGAACACCAGUCUAAAGAGUAAAUCAAAAUCCGAACUGAGUUUUGAAGAUCUUUAUCAGACAAAACAGAAACAGUGCCAAAAUGAUUCUGUUGAGUUGCUUCUAAUGAACACUAAGGAGAGGCUGGUGACUGAAAUAGAGGAGCGUAGGGCUCCUCUUGCCACCAUGGAAAGUCUUUCUGACAACGAGUCUAUCUACAGUUUUGAUUCACGCCGCUCCUCUGGAUUUCGCAGCAUAAGGGGUUCUCCAAGUCUGCAUGUUGUAAUGGAGAAAGAUGAAUCACAUUGUUUUUACAUUGAUCCAGCAAUUCCAGAGGAGAAUCCUUCUCUUAGUUCCCGGACUGAGUUACUUGCUGCAGACAGUUUAUCUAAGCAUUCUCAGGAGGUGCAACCGCUUGAACCACUGCAUAACAGCUGUUAUUCUCUGCCUAGUCCCCUUCAAGCGGACCUUGGUGAGCAGGAGAACAAACGAGCCACAGAGGUGGAAGCAGAUAGUUUUUCAGAUAAGUUGCCAGUGGAAGAGGAUAGUAAAGAAUGGACAGAAAGCCUGCGAGAAGUGCCAAGUCCACAAGUGCUUGAGUUUGCUGAGUUUAUAGACAGUCUUUUCAAUUUGGAUGGAAAAAGCAGCUCCUUCCAAGAUAUUUAUCAUUUGGUACUUGAUGAUAGUCUAGAAGAAUAUAAUGAAAUUCCCAAGUCAGUAAGUGAGCAUGAGAUCCUGAUGCGGGCACAGUUUGAACCCAACUUAGUGCCAAAACCACCCCGUCUGUUUGUCGGAUCAGCGGAUGCUGGGACCUCAUCUGGGAUUUCGGUCUCCCCAUCCUUUCCAUUCAGUUCAUCAGGUGAACUGAUGGACAUUACUCCAACCUGCGUAAGCAGCCAGGAGUGCCUGACUAUGGAUACAAAGUUGAGAACUUCAACUCCAGCAGACCACCAACCUAACUCUAAUAAACCUGCAGAAGUUAUCAUCUCAGCUCUUUAGAACCUCUGUAAACUACUUAACAGAACAUAUUAGCAUGCUGACUUUGAAGUGUCUUUUUCUUUAAAGAGAUUGUGAAACUUAAAGGAUGUGCAAACCACUUGGGCCCACAAUGGUAUAAUAAUAGAACUGACCCAGUAGAAGGACCAUGUUGGAAUAGGAAGUCAUGAUCUGACCAGCAGUUGUCACAUUGAAGGAUCUAUCAAUAUGGGGGAUGUUGUUAACCUGCACUGAAAUUAUGCAGUCUUUUGUUAAUCUCCUGAUCGAUGUGUGAGUAAUGAACAAGGUGAAUAAGAUGACUAGCAUUUGAUUGAUUGAUUACCAUGAGAGGGAGAGUAUUAAUUUCCCUAAAAGUUAUUGUUUUAUUUUGAGAUUGAUAAGUUUUUUUGUAAUGGAGUUUCAAAGCAGGCUUGUACCACCCCAAAGUUAGCGGCUUUGAUUAUGGUUUUAACCUAGUAUUGAAGGAAACUCUGCAAAAUAAACUGGACCCAUUAGUGAUAUGUGGCAUUAAUAGUGAACUCACCAGUACCAGAAACACAGGGAUUAUAGUACAGGAUCACUUAAAAGCACAUUUCAACCCUAUCCUCU